AAAUCUUUUGUCAUUUGUUUUGGACCAUCAGGAAGUUUCAAACUCUAAAAUGCUCUGUCUCUCUCAUUCUCAGAAAAACAGGAAACUCUGUCUCUCUCAUCUCCCAUACUUUUUAAGGAGAGACCUCCUCAACAUUACCAUGUUUUACACAAUUUUGAUCCUAAGUUUGUUCCUAAAAUUUGCAUCUUCAGACAACAAAACUGAACCUGGAUUCUUGUUCGAUGAUUAUUUCGAAUUGGGUGGCAAAGCAGAGGUGAACAAUUCCAAUAUGUCCUCUUAUGUAAUAUUUGCAGAUAGUGGGCUAAGCGAAGCAGGACAAGUCUUCUACGACCAUCCUUUCAAAUUCAAGAACUCAACAGCUUCUGCUUCCGUCUUCUCUUUCUCCACCACCUUUGUUUUUGUAGUAAUAUCAAGGGAUCCUGAAUUCAGCGGCCAUGGACUUGCCUUCGCUAUCUCGCCAUCGAAAGGUAUGCCUGGUGCCUUACCAAAUCAGUAUCUUGGUCUUUUUAAUGCAACUAACAAUGGAAAUAGUUCAAAUCAUGUAGUUGCAGUAGAGCUCGACACAGACCAAGAUUUCCAAUUUGAUGACAGAGAUGAUAAUCAUCUGGGUAUUGAUAUUAAUGGGUUGGUUUCUGUGAAAUCUGCUACUGCUGGUUACUAUACUGAACAUGGGAAUUUCAAAGAGCUAGAUCUCAAGAGUGGGAAACCAAUUCAGGUCUGGAUUGAAUAUGAUAGCUUGAAUCAACAGCUUAAUGUCACAAUUCAUCCAAUAAAAGUCCCUAAACCCUUGCGUCCACUUUUAUCACUUGCAAGAAAUCUUUCCCCUUAUUUCUUUGAGUUUAUGUAUGUUGGCUUCUCAUCAGCUAGUGGGUCGAAAUCUUCUCACUACAUCUUGGGUUGGAGUUUCAGGAUGAAUGAUCAAGCUCCGGAGAUUAAUCUCUCUGGUCGUCCUGAUAUUCCUGGUGUCACAAGUGAAAAUGAAGGUGAUAGAUCUGGAAAAGUACAGAAGAUUUUGGCUGUCGUAUUAUCUUCAACAGGUGGUGUUUUUGUUCUACUGUUGAUUUUUGGUGCACACAUGAUUUCCAGGAGGAGAAAAUUCAUUCGGGGACUUGAGGAUUGGGAGGUGCUAUAUGGACCUCACAGGUUCUCAUAUAAAGAUCUAUUUAUUGCAACAAAAGGCUUCAGACAUAGACAACUUCUUGGAAAGGGAGGUUUUGGCAGGGUUUAUAGAGGAAUUCUACCAUUCUCAAAUGUUCAAAUUGCAGUGAAGAGGAUCUCUCAUGAUUCCAGGCAAGGAAUGAGAGAGUUCGUAGCCGAAAUCGCAACCAUUGGCCGUCUAAGGCACCCGAACUUAGUUCGGCUUCUGGGAUAUUGCAGGCGCAAGAAUGAACUUUUCUUAGUUUAUGACUUCAUGCCUAAUGGAAGUCUUGACAAGUUCCUUUAUCAUGUACCCAAUUCCAUACUAAACUGGAAACAAAGAUUCAAAAUUAUCAAAGAUGUGGCAUCUGCACUGUUCUAUCUCCACCAACAAUGGGUUCAAGUUAUAAUCCACAGAGAUAUCAAGCCUGCCAAUGUGCUCAUCGACAAUGAGAUGAAUGCCAGGCUCGGAGAUUUUGGGCUUGCCAGGUUAUGUGACCAUGGAAACGAUCCUCAAACCUCACAUGUUGCUGGUACUCCAGGCUAUAUUGAUCCAGAGAUUGUGCAGAGUGGAAAAUCAACCACACUUACUGAUAUAUAUGCAUUUGGGGUGUUUAUGCUUGAGGUUACUUGUGGAAGAAAGCCUGUGGAUCCUCGAGCUUCGGCUGAGAAAGUAAUGUUGAUCGAUUGGGUGAUGAAUUGCUGGGAUAGAGGAGCUAUUUUGGAGACAGUUGAUUGGAGACUAGGAAAUGAGUAUGUGUUGCAUGAAGCUGAAUUGGUUUUGAAGCUUGGAUUGCUUUGUUCACAUCCUGUUGCUGCUUUUAGGCCUAGCAUGUCUAGUGCAGUACAAUUAUUGGAUGGAGUUGCUCAGUUGCCGGAAAAUUUAAGUGAUAUAAUCAAAUCUCGAGAUUCCGGUGAAGGAUCCCGUCAAGGAGGUGUAGCCAAUGAUGAAUUCUCGUGUCAACAAAUAUCUGUUGCUUCAUUGACAUUUACAGAAUCAUUUGCUUCUGAUGGACGUUAAUAUAGAUAUAGUAUGGAUUUUUGUUUGAUCUAUGUGCAUGGCAAUAAGUUCACAUCCGCCCCUAUACUUUUUAUCA
Messenger RNA from Manihot esculenta (cassava), 2234 nucleotides. Its product is annotated as L-type lectin-domain containing receptor kinase V.9. Gene Ontology annotation, molecular function: ATP binding; carbohydrate binding; protein kinase activity. NCBI's taxonomy places the organism in Eukaryota, Viridiplantae, Streptophyta, Magnoliopsida, Malpighiales, Euphorbiaceae. Gene Ontology annotation, biological process: protein phosphorylation. Gene Ontology annotation, cellular component: plasma membrane. The transcript has a single exon. Bases 50 to 2158 code for a protein of 702 amino acids. The record is from RefSeq and is a predicted model, not a curated record.